CAGUCCUCCAGCGUUCUAUACCUUCUUGUCGCUCCACAAAACCUCGUUGUCUGAUUGUGAACUCUCAACCCGGUGGUCGGGAAAUGUCAAAGAGAGGCCCGUGCUGCAGCAGGGGGCGUAAAGGGGAAAAAACAACAACAGUUUAUUGCUUUAAUUUCACGUAAUUGAUUUUCCUUUCUUAUUAAGCAAGUGUCAUAUCCAAUAGCAUCAGAAACCGAAUCCUAGCGGACCAACUCUCGCAGCCGCCGUUGACAACAAUUUGCAGCCUUGAUCGUUCCCGAUUCGUAUAGCCAGCCUAACAAUCCUUGCCAAACAUGAGGGAGAAAAUACUGCUCCUGUUGAAGAUUUCCUUCAAACCUACUAGCUCUCUCUCAACCAUGACACCCAGCAGAGGACUCUGGGAUUGAUGCUGGGAUCACUCCCACUGAUGGCCUGGACUGGGUUUCAGCUGUCCUGCUGAAGCUAUGGGGAGCUGUUGGAGCUGUCUAUACAGAGACCCCAUCCAAGACAACCAUCUCACCAAAUUCAAGGUAACCAAUGUGGAUGACGAGGGGAAUGAGUUGGGCUCUGGGACCAUGGAGCUCACCGAGACCGAGCUCAUCCUGCACACGCGCAAGAGGGAUGCCAUCCGGUGGCCCUAUCUGUGUCUGCGGCGCUACGGCUACGACUCCAACCUCUUCUCAUUCGAGAGUGGCCGGCGCUGCCAGACUGGACAGGGAAUCUUUGCGUUUAAAUGUACUCGUGCGGAGGAGAUCUUUAACCUCCUCCAGGAGCUGAUGCAGUGCAACAGUAUCAAUGUGGUGGAGGAGCCUAUGAUCAUGACCGGCAGUGGACACGCACGAGAGAUAGACAUGCCUCGCACCCCACAGACACCCAACACUCCAGCAUUCCCUGUCCAGGGUUUUCCCAACGGGUACCCGGGGUAUCCCAUGAGAGCUGAAUCCUCCCAGCCCUCUCUAACUGACGACCCCCACGGCCACAGCCACAUGGGCCUGGAGGACCAGGCUCACACCUAUGUGAAUACUGUUACUGUGGAUGGGGAACUCUCCAGUCGACACUGUGUACACUCCCUACCCGAGGUGCGGCCCACUUCCUUCCCCGAGUCAACCCGGGGAGCCAUGCCUGUCGUGGUCCCAGGGGGUGGGCAGACCAGCAUGCACUGUUGUCCCCUCGAGGAACAACGCAAGGAACCCCAGGUAUUCCUUCAGCCUUCCUCUCAGGAGGUCAAAUUCAUGCUGGGACCCACCCCUGCACAGCGCCACCUGCUGGAGAGAGAGAGAGAGAGGCACGGGGGCCACAAUCCACACGCCAUGCGGCCUGUAGAGGGCGCCACAGGUUCAGAGACAGAGGGGGACGAGCCUCCUCUGCACGUGUACAACUCCCACUCCUAUCACCACCCUCACUACCACCACGUGAUGCACCGGCACCCUGGCCACGAACACCAGGAGGGCUGCCAGCUCACCUACGAGAAUAUCAACGGCCUGAGGGGGGGCCGCAGGCUGAGACUUAGCCCCAGCAGCAUGUCCCAGUCUGUGGGCUCCAGCAGCAGCAGCAGCACCACCGGAGACAGUCACUCUCACCCACAAUCACAUCCCCUUAACCCGCACCCCCAUGGCCCAUCUUCUCUGCCCCCCCAGGGGUACCCCUGUGAGCGGGGCGCGGGGAUGGGCGGUGGUCACCGGCGGACAGCUCUGCUCAACUACGAGAACCUGCCGUCACUGCCCCCGGUAUGGGAGUACCGUGCCCUGCAGAGAGACGAGGAGCAGGACGAGGAUGACGAGGAGCAGGAUGAGGAGGAGUACGAGGAAGAGGAGGAGGACUUUGACGAGUACGAGUUUUCGGAGGGUACGGGGACGCCCAACGGGUACCACCAGGAAGGGCUGGGGAGGGGGGGGAUCCACCGUGACGCCCUGCAGAACUAUGUCAACACAGAGCAGGUCCAGGUUCAGGUCCAGCCCAGCCGGCUGCGACAUGCCUGCCCCCCUCAACCCCAGCACCUCCAGCCCUGCCACCGCCAGCCGGACCGGGGCGGCCGAAUAUUCAGCUUUGAUUUCCGUAGGCGGCCUGGAGGAGGGUUUGGUCGGGGGGAGGGCUGCGAGCACGGUCACAUGCCCCCGUCGAGGCAGCUCAACUAUAUCCAGGUGGACCUCGAUGCGGAGCCGCCGUGCCAGACCCUCGGGGGGGGUGGAGGAGGGGGAGCCCAGUCUCAGCCCCAGCCACAGCACCAGCGCCUACCACCCCUCAAAUGUGGCCCCCAGCAGGCCCCACGGCGCAGUGAGUUCUACGCUGUGAUUGACCUGAAGAAGACAGCAGCCAUGUCCAACCUGCAGAAAGCCCUCCCCCGGGACGAUGGGACAUCGAGAAAGACUCGCCACAACAGCACAGACCUGCCUCUGUAGAUGCAGUGAGGAGGAGGAGAGACGGAGAAAGAUGAAGGGAGGGAGUAGAGAGAAACAGGUUUGGGUGGAGCGCUUGGCUGGACAGACAAGUAUAGGCAACUCAGCAGCACACUGGACCCCUCACUCUCAUCCAGCCACCUGCCUGUUCUGUCCUGUCCUGUCUUGGCCAGCUGGAUCAUAUACAGGUACCUAAUUAGAAAAUGAACUAAAACUUAUCUGUGCAUAUUCCACUUUAUGGAGCAAGAUUGGUUUGAAGUUGCCAUAUUAUUGUGGGUCACCUUCUGACUGUGGUGAGAUGCUAUCUCAGUUAGCAGCAGAAACCUUGGUCGUGGUUGGCUGGGUUUAUGGUUAAACCCUUAAGCUACCGUUGUUUUUGGUUAUACCUUUUGGCAAUGUUUUUUUUUAAAAGCUUUGUGGUGGUUGCGUUGAGUGCCAAGGCCCCGGGUUUGGUUCAGGGUGGGAGCAGGAAUGGACGAGUCAGGUCUCCAACUUUGUGUUUGACCAGUGAUGGUUGAUUUUUAGAUGUAAGAGUAUUGCCCAUCAUAAAGUAGCUAGGUUCCUCAUUCCGUUAUCAUUCAGUGUUGUUUGAUUGAUUUUACGUCCCCGUUUACGAACAUGGGCUCCUAUUGAGUUCAGGUUUACUGGUCUACAUUGUAAAAUUGACUGAACAUUUUCUGACAUGAAAACAGUUUGUUAUUCCCUCAAUUGAAUUAUAAUAAUGUGCAUUCUUCACCUCACAAGCACUUUUUUGACCCUGUGACUGAUAGAAAGGACAGUUGAUGAUAUUUAUUUAUAACUAUCUGCCCUCAGGAAAUAGUACAGAUCAGUACAGUUUGCACAUUAUCCUUUGGAAUUGUAAUCUUACAUCCUAUCCAGUAUUAUAUUUGUAGUCCCCCCCCAAAAAAGACCCCAAAGCAGAAAAAAAUGUUGAAUAGAUUUUCUCUCUUAAUCCAAUAUUAAAUAUCAUACAUUUUUCAUGUUGAAAUUGAAUCUAAAAUGGAAAUAAUAGUAACCUUGAUAGCAUGAAACAGUCAGUGUGUUGAUAGAUUUCCAACAUCCGCGCGCACACACACACACACACACACACACACACACACACACACGCACGACAUAACUAUUCUGACUGCAUAUCAUUCCACUUGAAUAGGAAUCCAUAUCUAAUUCCUAAACUAUGGUUACCUUUGCACUUUUUACCUUUGAAGUCCCCACAGUUCCGAAUCCCUCAUCUGGAGCAACAGGUUGUGAUCUGACAAACUCCUUCGAGAUGGUGAUGUCAUCACACAGACCCAAAUAUUGUAUGGAUGUAGUUUUAAAAAACAAAAACAUUAUAGAGACCUAUAGCAACUUACAUUUUUUUUUAGAGAAGAAGUUGAUAACCUGUGAUAAUGGCUUAAAGAUAUUAAUAAUAACCUCAUAUAAAAAUGACCGGUUGACUAUUUUAGUAAGUAUCAGAUUGAUAACUGAGGGUUGUCAACUGAGGGUCAGUUUUAAAGGGGAAUAUAUCAGUAUGUUUAAUGUUAACUGUUUAUGGAAAGUCUUAUAUCAUUGAGCGUUUGGCUGAGGAUAUUUAUUUAUUUAUUUAUUCAUUGAGAUGUCUAUAUGGUGAUUGUUUUGCAUAAAAAUGUGACAAAACAGUUUUUCGUAAUCUAGCCAGUUGGUGAUUUGGAGACCAAAGUAUCACCAGUCAUCGUCACACUGUCUGGGACACCAUUGUAAUACCAUUGUUAUGCCUGUAAUUAAUAACCUUACAUUCUGAAGAAGAAAGACUGUAUUAAUAUAUUAAAGUGCCAAAUCUUUACUGUUACCUGUAUGAACGUAAUGAAUCAAAUCAAUGUGCCAUUAGGAUGUGUAAUAGAAAACCUGAGGGCUAAGAGGCAAGGAGUUAGCCUACAUGUCGAAAAACAAAGGGAAGAGCUUGGAGGUCUAGGGCCGUAUGUAUCAAGAGUAGUAGUGCUGAUCUCGGAUCAGGUCUCCCCUGUCCAUGUGAUCGUAUUCAUUAUGAUCGAAAAAGGCAAGAACAUUCCCACUCUGAGACUCUUGAUACAUACUGAACAGGGUCAGGGUUUAUAUAUUGUUAACCCUUUGUACUCCUCCUCAUGAAUCUGUCUAGCUGAUCCAGGUCAACUGGACAAGGAAGGGCAAGAAAGACACAUUUCACCUCAUAGGCUAGGCUAUACAUUGACAGCCAUAUCGGAGUGAGACAACGGAUUCGUUAUAUCUAUCUAGUCUUCACAACUCCAAUGGUUUUAUGCUGCUAUAAGGUAGAAGUUCAGACAGUAAGAGGAGGUAGGGAUGGUAGUGGCUAUGCAGGAUUGUUUACCAUAUUGUUUAGUAAAUGGAACUACCAUUUUCGGCUACCAGUAUGAAAAUGUGUUUUAAUUCAAAUAAGUUUUAAUUUCUCAUUUCUAUUUCUUAUUUCUCUUGGAUUGGUGUGAUCAAUCCACAUACCAAAACCUUGUUUUCAUUACAAUCUGGCUGUCUAAUCUGAAGUAAUGUGGCUGAAGGUGCAGCACAGGCCUAGCAACUGUAAUCCUCAUAACUGCUUAUUUAAUCUGAUGGAAAGAUAUACGUAGGUCUACUCACUGUUUGUGGACAUUUUUCAGACAGGGAUAUAUCCGUUUGCACACAUAUAUUUUCGUGAUACAUUUAAAGGGUGUUUACAUUUCGCAAUAAUGGUUUAAUAGAGAUGUAUUGUUGGAGAUGAGGUUUAUUCAGACCAAUGUGUGUGAGGUUCGAGGUGCGUUGUUAAUGGUUCCACAGGUCUGUUGUAUUUGAUCCCCUGUUUUUAUGUGAAUCAGCAUUGGAACUAAGACCUCUCUCAGGCCCCCUGUUGACAAUAUUAUAACUUUGUUAUUGUAUACAUGCUUAGAUUAGAACGUGAAAAAAAAUGUAUGUUUCUGUUUUCUUGAUUGUCUUAUACAGCAAAUUUGCGCUUACUCAACACCUGACUUAAUUGUGCCAUAAGUGACUGUUGCCAAGCUUUCUGGACAGCGUGUGGCUUUCGAAUGUCGAAGCCUUUUAAAGGGCCAGGUUAGGUGUCAGAAGGCAUACGGCAAACAUCUCUGUGUACUGUGUUUGCACUGAUACAGUGGUUCGGACUGUUUCUAAUGGUUUGACAGUCUGUAUAUUCAUUAGUCAGUCAUUGUUAUCAAUUUGGUGACACUUAAUUGUAAAGGUACACAGGAAUAGUACCUUAAAAUGUGUUCCUUAUACUAAAGUGUUACCAGAAAUAUUGUCCAGAAAUGACUUUUUGGGAACCGUAUCUUGUCAUAUCAAUGUUGUCAUUUUGAUUUUCCUUGAAAAGCGAGAAAAUAUUAACAAUGAAGGAUUGUCCGGUAACACAUGACUUAUGUUUAAAUAAUAAACCACUUAAUUGAGGCCUAAUGUAUAGCUAAUAAGACACAAUAAAGGCCUUAUGAGCUACGUAUAUACACACGUAUAAACUACAAAUUAGUGGCUAAUAUGUGUAUCUUAAAAUAAAGUUUGACCAGAAUUUAAUUCAAACAAACAGUUUUUUACUCUUUUAUGUAAUUUCAUCACAACUGCCUGACCACCACAAGGUGGCGUUGCUUGCUACAAUGCUCGGGAUGAUGAGAAAAUAAGUAAUUUUCCUUCCACAGCCCCUCAAAAUGCCACUCUAGGUCCAAAAUGCACUUAGUUCCAUAAUAUUACCAAGGUACAAACAAAGUAGCUCAAAAUCUAAGGAAUGUUACAGUGAUUUGGUACUGUAUUUCAAAAUAUUUUUGUUUGUCCAUUUGUUUAUUUAUUUACCAUUGAAUGCAUGUGUAAUAUCCACUGGUGGGUGACGAUGAUGCAGACAGGGGUCCAUUAUUUUCAUUCAAUCACAUGCUGAGCUAACGCUCUUCUAGUCCAAUAAGACCAGAGCAAUUGAAACCUGUUGAACCUGUAUGUUAAUGGUGAUAAUAAUAUGUGUUGAUUGGUUGAUAUAAAGGUUGGGUAGGCCAAAGUAAAUGACUGUGAUGUACACUAAUAUUUGACUGAGUGCCAAAUGUGGUUUAGUACUAUGACUUUGACGACAGGCCAGGGACACACCUGGCUGAGAUUCACUAGGGAACUCUAUAGGACUCUCCCUGAGAGAUGCCAAUGACUCUCUCACCCUCUGGUCUUGGUUUAACCUGCGGUAUGAAUGUAAUAAGCAAAGAGAGACUAUAUAGACGAAGGGCAACUAUGCUUAAUGUUUCUAUCCUUGCUGGGGGAAAAAAGGUGAGUGGUCAGAAGUUUUGUCUAAAUUUAAAAAUUUGCGAUCUGAGUUUCUUCUACGUAUAUUUGUAUGUAUCUCUCUGUGUGUGUG
Messenger RNA from Oncorhynchus kisutch (coho salmon), 6711 nucleotides. RefSeq names its product fibroblast growth factor receptor substrate 3 (gene frs3). Gene Ontology annotation, cellular component: cytoplasm. Gene Ontology annotation, molecular function: transmembrane receptor protein tyrosine kinase adaptor activity; fibroblast growth factor receptor binding. Gene Ontology annotation, biological process: fibroblast growth factor receptor signaling pathway. The coding region runs from base 465 to 2399 and encodes 644 amino acids. NCBI's taxonomy places the organism in Eukaryota, Metazoa, Chordata, Actinopteri, Salmoniformes, Salmonidae. The record is from RefSeq and is a predicted model, not a curated record. The transcript has 7 exons.